AAACUUAAUUUGAUGUGAAGUUUGAUAAGAAAGGUUUAAAGUUGAGGAGAAGUUGAUGAGAUAAACAUAAUCAUAUUUGAGUUGAGCAGCGUACCGAUGUGGAGUUCAAGCAGAGUCGUCUCCGAAGAAGAACAAACUGAAUCUUCUUCUUUCUCAACUUCUCUCUUUAAUUUCUCUUCUGGAAACCCUAGAAUCGAAGAAACUCGCGGCCUCAUGCAUGUCUUCCCCGAACAAACCCCUCCUUCUCUUCCGGUUGGACGGAAGCCAUUGGCGUGUGUUUUGGGAGUACCAAAUCACAUGACAUAUGCUGAUUUUUGUCAGUUUUGUGGUUCUUUUAUUCAGCAUAUUCUUGAAAUGCGUAUUGUUAGAAUGGAAUCCAUGGAAGAUCGUUACAGUGUUUUGAUUCGCUUCGAUGAACAAGAUUCUACGGAUGCUUUCUAUACUCAUUACAAUGGUCGACGUUUUUCCUCUCUAGAGGUUGAGGUGUGUCGUGUUGUUUUCACGUUAGAUGUGCAGUAUACUGGAUCAAUUGAACACGCACAACCAUCCAAUGCUACUUCAACUGAACAGCCUACAUGUCCAGUUUGCCUUGAGCGAUUAGAUCAAGACACGAGUGGAAUUCUUACAACCAUAUGCAAUCAUUCUUUCCAUUGCUCCUGUAUUUCAAAAUGGGCAGAUUCUUCUUGUCCUGUAUGCCGCUAUUGCCAACAACAAGCUGAAAAUUCUAUAUGUUUCGUUUGUCAAACCACUGAGAACCUUUGGAUAUGUGUUAUAUGUGGGUUUGUUGGCUGUGGAAGAUAUAAAGGAGGGCAUGCCAUAAUACACUGGAAAGAGACGCAGCAUUGCUAUUCCUUAGAAGUGGAAACUAAGCGUGUCUGGGAUUAUGUCGGAGACAACUAUGUCCAUAGACUUAUUCAGUCCAAAACUGACGGGAAGUUAGUUGAGCUGAACUCUCACUGUGUGCAUGCAGACAGUGGCAGCUGUGGAGAUAAUGCCAUGAGAGAGGCUAUACUUAAUAGUAAAGUUCAAGCGAUUGUCAAUGAAUACAAUGAAUUGCUUGCUACACAACUUGAAAACCAAAAAUUGUAUUUUGAAUCCUUAUUACAACAAGUAGAACAAGAAACUGAAGGAAAAAUUUCCGUAGCAGUUCAGAAGGCUGUCAGUCUCAAACAGCAUAAGAUUCAUGCGAAGAUUGAUCGAUGUAACAAAGAGAAGAAGUUUCUGGAUGAGCUUAAUGACAAUCUUUUGAAAAAUGAGGAGAUCUGGAAAGCCAAGUUACUUGAGAUUGAAGAGAGGGAGAAAAAGGCUUUAAAGCUGACUACUGAUAGGGUAACGGACCUAGAAAAGCAGCUUAGUAACCUCAUGGUUUGUCUUGAGGGUGGGAAGACGGAAGAACACCCGCCAUUGUCAAAUGCAAAUGACGGAACUGUCUCUGUCAUUUCAAAAGUAUCCUCAGUCAAAUUGUAGCUCUUACUGGGAAGAAAAGCACGGUAGAAAAAGGAAUCAUUUCAUUAGACUUUGCUGGGAGUUGAACGGGAAAGGGGAGGGACAUGAACAAGGCAAGGAAACAAACACACCACUGCUAGUUCUAGGGAAAAAUAGGUAUAGGGAAAGGCUUUGGAAGAUUUUAAAUUCCUUGUUUUGAAAUGCUCGCAAACAAACAAGGAAUGUUUUUUUAUUAUCAAGAAACAAGAGAAGAGUUCAUCAUAGUCCUUUCUCUUUUCUCUUUUCUGCUCCUAACAUCAUCUCCUAAACAAACACUGCUUAGGCUGACCUGCACCACUGUUAUACUUACAAGUUUACACAAACUAAACUGACGGAUGGAGACACGAGUUGUGAUGCUUCCA
Molecule: messenger RNA, 1847 nt
Organism: Medicago truncatula (barrel medic)
Lineage: Eukaryota; Viridiplantae; Streptophyta; Magnoliopsida; Fabales; Fabaceae
Product: BRAP2 RING ZnF UBP domain-containing protein 2
Exons: 11
Coding region: 97-1467 (456 amino acids)
Biological process (GO): protein ubiquitination; Ras protein signal transduction
Cellular component (GO): cytoplasm
Molecular function (GO): zinc ion binding; ubiquitin protein ligase activity
Source: RefSeq, a predicted model, not a curated record